Myxocyprinus asiaticus (Chinese sucker) is the source of this 2362-nucleotide messenger RNA. RefSeq lists its product as uncharacterized. The transcript is spliced from 4 exons. The record is from RefSeq and is a predicted model, not a curated record. Lineage: Eukaryota; Metazoa; Chordata; Actinopteri; Cypriniformes; Catostomidae. Bases 97 to 780 code for a protein of 227 amino acids.
CUUUAACCUUUGCUCAAAAUGCUUCCAUAGCAAUCCACUCUGCACUUUUUCAACAUGAAAUCAACAUAAUCAAUAACGCUCACUGUAUUGUGCUACAUGGAUGGACAAAGUAUAACUGGAUUUUUACCAACCAACUGGAAACAGGGAAUCAUGGGAAAUAUGCACCACAGUGUAAAUAUGGUUCUGGUUACAUAUUUGUUGAUUGCAAUCUCUGCACAUGCAACUUCUUCAUCAGAUCUCUAUGAUCUCCAUCCUUUGGAAAAAUCAUCAAACACCCAGCAAAAGGACAGUAAUGAAAUAGUGGGGUCUGUCAACGACAAUGGUCAUUUACAUGGCAGAAACAUUGUGAAAUUUCAUAGAAAACUUUUGAUUGAACCUGACGAACAAGAAGGAAACAACACCAGCAUUGAAGUCACAUCCACCUGGCCCUCUGUGCUGGGAGCUUUGACAGCAGUGCUUUGUGUCAGCCUCCUGAGCGCAGUGGCUGUGAAGUACCAUCUCUUCCAGCGCUGUCUGGCCAGAAACAGUCAUGCUUUACUGCUGGAGGGAGACACGGCCAGCCAGAUCAGCCAAGCCGGUGCUCUGGAGGGGGGAAUGCCAGUGCGUGGCAUUAGGGGAAGAAUAAUGCAUGCUAGUGGCGACAGUUCAGAUGAUGAUGAUGGCUUUAUCGAGGACAACUACAUCCAGGCAAAUGAGAGAGAGAAACCUGAGCAAGAGGAAAACCAUCAGGAAGAUAUCCAGGACAGUAAUGAUGAGUUGGUCAUGCCAGACAUGAUAUAAGGUGUCUACUUCUACGUUAUAAUCCUUUAUAAUCAUACAACCGAGAGCAUUUUCUUUGGCUCUUGGAUGAAAGCUCAUAAUACUGGAGUCCACUAAAAGACCAAAGGCCAUCCUGCAAGUGUAUUAGUCUUUGAUCGUAAGGUGGAAGGAUCCGAUAAUUGUCACUUCUUUCUGUUUACAGGAAAUCAAGUUUUUUUAUUUUAUACAACUAUUAUAUUCUAAAGGCACACUUAUGCAAAAUAGGCACACUGUUCAUGUGUUAUAAUGGAAAAAAACUUAAAUGUAUUUUAAAUAAUGUUGUGACUGGAAUGUUUUGUAAAAUAUGAUCAUUACAAUUAUCUUAAUAAGCGAUGAGGAUUGUUAAUUAAAAACAAACAUGUUUGUAUCACCAUGUAUAAGUUACUGUACAUCACCAUAAAUGCUAUUCUAAAGAGUUAUAAAAACUAUUAUUAUUAACAGCUAUUAGCUAAAAUAUUCUAUGAGAAUUAUGACAAUUAAAAGAAGUUCACACUACAUAGCUACAAUAUAUUGCUACACAAAUUGCUUUAUUGCUACAUAUUGCUUCAUACACCAUAAACAAUUAUACUAAAUUUGUGCAACAAAGAUUUUAAUCUGUUUCAUACUUUCAAACUUGUUUAACUAAUGAGAUGUGGUUGGAUAAGCUAUUCUGGAACAACAGACUAUACAGUAUAAGUAGAAAAUGACAAUAACUGAAUGUAGUGUAUAUACUGUAAUUGAUGGUUAAAUUAAUGUAGGGAAUAAACAGAAAGUAUCUGAGGACUCCCAAAAAUGGAAUGCGAGAAACAAGCUUGGAGUGACAUGGAUGGAGAAAACACAUGCAUCCUCAUCUGUUAAUUCUUUGAUUAAAAGUGUCUGCGGUCAUUCUGUCAUUAUUUACUCACCUCAUCAUUUCAACCCCAUUUGAUUUUCUUUCUUCAGUGGAACAAAUAGGAGAUGGUAGGCAGAAUGUUAGUGACUGGAAGCCUCAGUCACUCACUAUUAAUUUUAAUUGAAUACAAAAAGAUGCACUGAAAAUAAAUAUUACUGAGGCUAUCAGUCCUUAUCAUUCUGCAUAAAAUCUUCUUUUGUGUUCCACCGAAGAAAUAAAAUCAUACAGCUUUGGAACAACAUGAGGGUGAGUAAAUGGAUUUUAAUUUUUGAGUAAACUAUUUUAGUAAGCCUUUUUAUUCUAUCAUUUUUAUUGUUUAUGUGUCUUUUAUUUAAUGUUUAUCAUCUGUAAUUUGAAAAUGCUUUCUUUUAAAUACUGUAUGUAUACUUGAACAGACUUGAACAACAAGUACACUUUUGUAAUUGUUGCAUUUAACAGCUCUGCAGUUGUUGUUCAAUUGUCUUAUUUACCUUAUUAGCAGAGAAACUGCUUUUCUUUUUCCACUGUAGGAUGCUUUACUUCAUAUAAAUAGUUCAAGUCAGCAUAAUCUGCAAUGCAAAUUCUAUUCUCUGAAGGGAUACAAGUUGACUCUUUGAAGCUUUGGAGGUCAUAAACUGCAUUGCAAUUUGCAUACUUAUUGUGUACUAUGCAACAAAGUACUUCAUUGAUAGGAUAAUAUAUACUUUAUGAGUA